CUCACGUGAACGGAGAAACAGAAACUCGCGGCUGGAAGUUUAGAAAAUUCCGAAGCAGAAGUUACAGUGUUACAAUCUAAGUCUCGGACCAAAAAUAACGAUACAUUAAAAUGUAAGACCGUAAUGUCCUCAAGCACCUCUCACAGAAUCUAUUUCAAAACAAAUUAAGCAUUUACAACUCCGAUUGUGAAAGCUGAUCCAAGAUCAGCAUAAAAUAGGCUGGAUGGAAACCAGAACCUCCUAUGACAACAAGGAAACUGCCGCCGCAUACUCGGUUCCUACAACAUAUAAAACUCAACACGACAGUCCACGAUGUUUUAUGCACCUAUUGUUGUAUUAUACAGCUUACUAAGUAUUUGUUCAACAAAUGAAAGUAAAAUAAAACACGCAUCAAAACCGGUGCGUCUGUUUACCGAGGAGGAGUUACAAAGAUACGAUGGGAGCGAGGAAGGACAACCAAUUUACAUGGCCAUUAAAGGUGUUGUGUUUGACGUCACAGCGGGAAAAGAGUUUUAUGGAAAGGGAGCACCUUAUAAUGCCCUUGUUGGCAAAGACUCAACCAGAGCUGUGGCCAAAAUGUCCCUUGACCCAGCAGACCUCACUUAUGACACUACGGGCCUCACUGAGAGUCAACUACAGUCUCUUGAGGAGAUAUUCAAAGGUACAUACAAAGUAAAAUACCCCAUCGUGGGAUACACCAGCAGACGCGUUCUCAAUGAGGACGACAGCCCCAAUAUAGACUUCAAACCUGAAGACCAACCCAGUUUCAUUAAAGAUGAGUUUUGAUGCAUAUACUAAUUGUCUUCUAAUAAAGCUAUCUAAAAGUCCAAUCAAAA
This is a messenger RNA of Carassius carassius (crucian carp), 836 nucleotides long. RefSeq names its product neudesin-like. Lineage: Eukaryota; Metazoa; Chordata; Actinopteri; Cypriniformes; Cyprinidae. Gene Ontology annotation, cellular component: endomembrane system; membrane. The record is from RefSeq and is a predicted model, not a curated record. The transcript has 4 exons. Bases 313 to 786 code for a protein of 157 amino acids.